CGUCUUUCUUGUAUCAAAACCCACGCAGAAAUGCACUCGUUAUCUCUCGCCUCCACCAAAUCCAAUCUCCUCUGUUCCCUCUCCAACUCCUCACCCCAUAUAGCUUCGUCUCCUCCACUGUAACAAAACCGAGACAUCCCAUUUCUCUGAAACAAUGGAAGGUACUCUCUUUCCAUCUCGACCUCUGUAUCCCAUCCCAUCAAACAGACCAACGCAGCCAAACCCUCCUGUGAAAUUCAAUUCAACGAUGCUGCCACCGCCUCCUCAGUCGCCAGCUCCGCCGUUUCCUAUAGACUCCCUCCUCCAGCACCUCCUGAGCCUCUCCUCGCCGCCCAACACUCCCCACAAGCUCAAACCCUUAAACCCACCUCACCAAACCAAUGGCAGUCUCCUUUCUCUUCAAAUUUCGGCGGAUUCGACCUCCAAACAGCAUCAAAUGAAGAAACCCACUUCAGUUUUAGUCCCAAAUUUCGAGGACGAUCGAGAGCUGCUGAAAUCAGGAGAUGGGGUUCUCGACUUUUUGACUAUAAAGGGUAAGUUGAUGUUCAAUUCCAUUGUAGAGCAGCCUUUGCAUGGUUUGGACCAUUACUUUGGUUCUGUGAAGUUUGAGUUACUUGAAGUUGAUUUGAUUAGUUUGUUGAAAGCAUUAGACCUUUCUGGCAAUUGGGAAAGAGCCUUUUUGUUGUUUGAAUGGAUUCUGUCCAACUUAAGCUCUGAAAAUUUAAAAUUAAAUGGCCAGAUGAUUGAGCUAAUGGUUAGAAUUCUUGGGAGAGAGUCGCAGCAUACGAUUGCAUCGAAGCUGUUUGAUGUAAUUCCCGUAGAAGAAUACACGCUGGAUGUCCGAGCUUACACGACGAUCCUUCAUGCGCACUCUCGUACUGGUAAGUACGAAAGUGCAAUUGACUUGUUUGACAAAAUGGUGGAAAUUGGAAUCUCACCAACUUUGGUCACUUACAAUGUCAUGCUUGAUGUUUAUGGGAAGAUGGGUCGAUCUUGGGAUAAGAUUUUAGGCCUCUUGGAUGAGAUGAGGGGCAAGGGAUUUGAAUUUGAUGAGUUCACUUGUAGUACGGUGAUAUCUGCCUGUGGAAGAGAGGGUUUGUUGAAUGAAGCAAAUGAAUUCUUUAUUGGAUUAAAGUCACAAGGGUAUGUACCCGGAACUGUAACCUAUAAUGCGCUGUUACAAGUUUUUGGCAAGGCAGGGGUAUUUACAGAAGCCUUGAGCAUAUUAAAAGAAAUGGAGGAUAAUAAUUGCCCACCUGAUGCUGUUACUUACAAUGAGCUUGUGGCAGCUUAUGUGAGGGCAGGAUUCUCCGAGGAAGGUGCAUCUGUCAUAGAGAUGAUGACCCAAAAAGGAACAAUGCCAAAUGCUGUUACGUACACAACUGUGAUAAAUGCAUACGGUAAAGCCGGAAAGGAGGAGGAGGCUCUAAGGUUGUUCAACCAUAUGAAGGCAACAGGUUGUGUACCUAAUGUUUGCACAUACAAUGCUGUUCUCGGAAUGCUGGGAAAGAAGUCACUGCCCGAGGAGAUGAUAAAGUUACUUUGUGAAAUGAAGUCAAGUGGAUGUGCCCCAAACCGUAUUACAUGGAACACAAUGCUUGCCAUGUGCGGUGAUAAGGGUAGGCACAAGUAUGUGAACCAGGUAUUUCGAGAAAUGAAGAAUUGUGGUUUUGAGCCUGACAGAGACACAUUCAAUACCUUGAUCAGCGCAUAUGGACGGUGUGGAUCAGAAAUAGAUGCUGCACAGAUGUACGAUGAGAUGAUCAAAGCAGGAUUUACUCCAUGCGUUACAACUUACAAUGCACUUCUAAAUGCUCUGGCACGGCGAGGGGACUGGAGAGCAGCAGAAGCUGUUAUGCUAGACAUGAGAAAUAAGGGCUUCAAGCCUAAUGAAACCUCGUAUUCAUUGAUGAUCAACUGUUAUGCUAAAGGAGGGAAUGUCAAGGGGAUUGAGAGAAUUGAGAGAGAAAUUUAUGGCGGUUAUAUUUUUCCCAGCUGGAUUCUUUUGAGAACGCUUAUUCUUGCAAAUUUCAAGUGUAGAGCACUGGACGGCAUGGAGAGGGCAUUCCAUCAAUUGCAGGACAUCGGAUACAAACCUGACUUGGUUGUAUUCAACUCCAUGCUUUCAAUUUUUGCUAGAAACAACAUGUAUGAUCGGGCCAAUGACAUGUUGUACAUGAUUCGUGAAAAUGGCCUUCAGCCAGAUCUCAUAACUUACAACAGCUUGAUGGACAUGUACGCCAGAAAGGGAGAGUGCUGGAAAGCAGAAGAAAUCCUCAUGGCCCUACAAAAUUCUGGUGGGAAACCAGACCUUGUCUCGUAUAACACAGUCAUCAAAGGGUUUUGCAGGCAAGGGCACAUGCAGGAGGCCAUAAGAAUUCUCUCGGAGAUGACAACUAGAGGAAUUCGGCCGUGUAUUUUCACCUACAAUACUUUCAUCACAGGCUAUGCAGGGCAGGGAAUGUUCUCAGAAAUAGAUGAAGUGAUUAGCUAUAUGACUCAGAACAAUUGCAGGCCGAAUGAGCUGAGCUACAAGAUUGCGGUCGAUGGUUAUUGUAAAGCGAGAAAAUAUAAAGAAGCCAUGGACUUUCUGUCCAAGAUUAAGGAGAUUGAUAGUUCGAUUGAUGAUCAAUAUGUGCAAAGACUUGCUUCUCGCAUUCGGGGCAAUUUGGAUUCAUGAAUUAUUGACUGUUCACUGUCGGUUUCUUUUUGCUCUUUUUGUAAUAGCACCUGCAUAUAUAGGGUUUCCAGCGAAUGUAAUUGUAAAAGAAUGUAACAUUCAGCUAUUUGGCUGUCCUAUAGAGACCUUUGUUACUUUGUUGUUGGGUAUUGUUGUGAAUUUGUUAAUGUAAGGAACGGUGCUUUCGUUGUGACA
Molecule: messenger RNA, 2875 nt
Organism: Pyrus x bretschneideri (Chinese white pear)
Lineage: Eukaryota; Viridiplantae; Streptophyta; Magnoliopsida; Rosales; Rosaceae
Product: pentatricopeptide repeat-containing protein At2g18940, chloroplastic-like
Exons: 1
Coding region: 155-2680 (841 amino acids)
Molecular function (GO): protein binding
Source: RefSeq, a predicted model, not a curated record